Messenger RNA from Prunus armeniaca (apricot), 1107 nucleotides. Lineage: Eukaryota; Viridiplantae; Streptophyta; Magnoliopsida; Rosales; Rosaceae. The record is from the annotation of a GenBank genome assembly.
AUGGCACAAGAAAUGUCACCACAAAAGGAGGAAGCUCAAAACCAACCAAAGCGAAGAUUCAAAAUGAUGGCUCAAAAGAGUAAAUCAAAGCCAAAGCCAAAGCCAAACUAUGAUCGGAAAGCAAAGCACCCAGAUUAUGUCCAAUUUCGGUGCAAUGUCAACGCUUUCAACAGCAUCAUUACGGAUGUAAAAGACAAGCUGAAUGAAAGGCAGAAGAAGCUUCUCAAGAACACCCCAUUUUGGAACUUGAUUGAGGUGUUUUACAACCGAAGGAUUGACAUGAAUAACAUGAAUAAGUCAGACCUUGACUUAGUUCAGCUGCUCAAGAAGUUUGAUCCAGAUACAAAGUCCUUCAAAUUUGGCACCGAAGCAUUCAAGAUCACAGGCAAUGCAGUGACUCAGAUUCUAGGACUGCCAAAUGAAGGAAAAUCUGUCAAACUUGUCAAUGAUAGGUACACUUCUACCUUCAGAAUAAGGCACUUUGGAGAAAAGGGAAAACCAUCAAAAAAUUUGGUAGAAGCAGAAUUACUGAAGACAAUUUCAUUGGCAAACCAACCGAAGAAAGAAAAGGCCAAGGCAGAGCAAAAGAAAGAAGCUGAAGAAGAAGAAGAAGAAGUUGACUACGACAAGGAGGUGGUCAGCAUAAUAUUGAUUCACCUAUGCAUGACAUUCCUUUUUGCCAACGCUUCGUCUACUUUGCAUUGGAAAGUAUUUGAGCACUGUGUGAAUCUGGACACACUUUUAAGCUAUUCUUGGGCAAGUGCUGUUUCAGCCUACAUGAAUGAAUCCUUGGUCGCAAAAGCAAAAGCAAAAGCAAAGAAGGGAGGAGAAGGCUCUAUAGGAGCUGUUUCGGGUUGCAUUAUCCUAAUAUUGGGUAUUUUCAAAACUCCUAAAAAGCGAAAAACUACCAGGGAAGAGGAAGACACUGUUGACAAGGGUAUUUUGAAAGCAUAUAAAAAGAGAAAAACUACCAGAGAAGAGGGAGACCCUCUUGACAAGAAAAGAAGAUGCAGAAAAAAGAAAAAGAAGAUGAAGGACAACAAAGAGAAGCAGAGGAAGCAGAAGACCAAGGAAAACCUGAUAAUACUGAUCAAACUCCAGAAUUAA